This is a messenger RNA of Homarus americanus (American lobster), 3153 nucleotides long. Its product is annotated as alpha-2-macroglobulin receptor-associated protein-like. The transcript is spliced from 7 exons. Gene Ontology annotation, cellular component: endomembrane system; endoplasmic reticulum. Gene Ontology annotation, biological process: regulation of receptor-mediated endocytosis. The coding region runs from base 185 to 1228 and encodes 347 amino acids. Gene Ontology annotation, molecular function: receptor antagonist activity; low-density lipoprotein particle receptor binding; heparin binding. NCBI's taxonomy places the organism in Eukaryota, Metazoa, Arthropoda, Malacostraca, Decapoda, Nephropidae. The record is from RefSeq and is a predicted model, not a curated record.
GCUUCCUUGGCUCGGUCUCCUCAGAAGUGUUAGUGAGUUACUGUUUGUGGUGAAGGAAACUGGUGUGGAAAACCCCGGACUGUGGCUUUAAAUUAGUCGUGUAGGGGCGUAUAAGGGAGUGGUAACAGCCAAACGACUCUGGUAUCACCAUUUCAGCAGUUAACAACCUAAAUUUUAGUCCAUAAUGACAUCAAUGGGGUUGUUAGUGGCACUGUUGAUCUGUUUAUUCUCGGUGUCAGUCUUUGGUAAUAAAUAUUCCAAAGAGGCAAAUAAAAAUGUGUACUUGGAAAGGAACCAAUUUAGGAUGGCGAAACUAAAUUUGCUAUGGGAUAAAGCCCUCAAGCGACUGGCUGAGCCCAAACUGAAUUUACUUCAAUCAGAACUGAAGAUGCAAGACAAGGAAGAAAUGACUCUAAAGAAGCUCAAGACAGAUGGUGGUGACAAAGAAGGAUUAAAAGAGGCAGAACUGCGAAAGAAACUUCGAGGAAUAAUGGUGAGAUACAACUUGAGUGAUGACCUUCGAGACAACAGGACACCAGCUAGCAAGGAAGCUUACUUGAAUGAGGUGACUGACCAGAAGAUCCUUAAAGCCAUUUUCAAGGAUAAGAAGCUCAACAGGUUAUGGGAAAAGGCAGAAAGUUCAGGAUUUACUGAGCCAGAGUUAAAAGCUCUUAAGGAAGAGUUCCAACACCACCAAGACAAAGUUGAUGAUUAUUAUUCUCUCAUCAACACUGCCUCUGUCAAGUUGGAACAGGAUCAGAACCAUCUAGAAAAUGACAUAAAGCGUUUUGACAGCUUACAAGAUAUGGUGUUAACAGAGAAACCAGGACAAGGUUCCACCAAUACCAUAAGAGAGAAGCACAGAGAACUGAAGGAAGGCUAUGAUCGUCUGCACAAGAUAUCUACAACUGGGCCUGACAGUAAAGACUUCGUCGAGCCCAAGGUUGCUGGGUUGUGGAAACUAGCGGUCCGUGGUGACUUUACACAGGAGGAACUAGAGUCAUUACAUACUGAGCUGAAACACUACGAGCAUCGUCUGUUGAAAGUAAGACACAUGACGGGCCAGAUGAGUGUACUGCAAGAACGUGCUGGUGACGACAUAGAGAAGCUGCAAUCUACAGAAGGUCAACGUAUCAUGCAAGAACGGCUUACUAAACAACAGCGCAAAGUGGAGAAACUGCACGAAGAUCUUGAGAUGAGGAUCCUUCAGAGGCAUUUGGAACUCUGACCUGCUCCAUUACUAUUGAAGUUAGGAGCUUUUAAGGUUAAUAAAAGGUGAGGGAAGAACACAAAUAGGUAAUUGUGAAUUGGGAGUCAUUCCAUAGACAUUGUGUAAUAUUAAGUUAUAGUUUAGAUUUUAAAUAAUCACUGACGUACAAGUACGAUGUUCUCAAUUUACGGUAUUGAUAAUUAGGAAAAUCAAUAUGUUUGUAGAUCAAAUAUGGAGUCAUUUGUUUUGGCUUCUAUUGGCUGUGGUGAUGGAAAAUUUUAUCAGUAUACAACAAAAUGUACAGUAUACUAUAUCAAUUUCCUGUUAUAAUUAGUUGUAAAGACCCAGUGAGUAGUUUUGUGUUAAGUAAGAUGAUUACAAGAAUUCAAUAUAUUUUUUUUGACUGGUUAUCACAGUACAGUAUUUGACACAUACUUACAACCAAGAUGGAAAACAAUUAGUGCAAUAUAGGUUUUAUUGUAAUAAAAUACUACAUUUGGUUUUAUCUUCAUUUACAUUGUGUGCUUUAGCAAAUCAUUGAAAGCAUUCUAUUUUGAGUAGCUUUCUUGGGACAUUGUGAAAAUGAUGAAACCUUUGUGAGGGAAGGACAGCUGCAGGCAUUAUGUAAAGAAUCUCAUUCCCUUGACACAAGUUAUGGUCAACACAAUAACUGAUUUAUUGUUCUGCAGAUUUUCAUAAUUUUUGCAUUACUGUACAGUACUGUCUUUGGGCACAGUAUUUAAGAUGGAUUUGUAUAUAAACUGUCAUUGACCCUUUUGACCCCAAGAGCUGAUAAAUCGUCUUCCUGAUGAACCAUAAAUUUAUUUUGCUAUGCAGGUACUAUACAGUAUUACUUUCUGUGUUCGAUAUUAAUAAGAUUUUAAUAUUCAGAUGCGGUAAUAUAUAUUGAAUUUGUUAAUUGACUUUCUAGUUUAUUGGUAUCAGUUUCAGCUCUAUAUAUCCCAAAACAAGUUUGUGGAAUACGGAACUGUAUGAUGCUGUGUACAGUAUGUGGCCAAUCCUUCGUGUGUUGCCAUCACCGAGUGUGGUGGAAAAUUUGUCUUCAAACUAAGCAGGGAUAUUGGUCUUCCCAAAAAUUAAAAGGCGUUGAUGAUCAGUGUGCUCUUAAUUAUUUAGCCAAUUGAUUGAAGGUGUUUGGUAAUGUAUUUCGUGUUUGACUUUGGCGGACACAUACCGUACAUGUAUUAUCUAGUUUGUUGUUGAAAUGAUGAUGAUGCAAAGUAUCUAAUUGAAUUUUCAGUGCAGAAGAACUAAAUUGUUCAUUUAGCACUAGUUAAAAGCAAUUACAGUACUUUACAUUUGUAUUAAUUUAUGCAUGAUUUAUUUUUUAUUAAUUGGACUUUUUGUAUUGUACUGAUUCAAAGUUUAGUACUGUACUGUACAAUAUUGAGUACAUAACUGAUAUCCUACUUUUACUUCUAUCCUCUGACACUGGUUGGCUCGUUAGCCGCUUGGGCGGUCGGUCAUGUUUCUGUUAUGCAUGGUUGGCAAGUACUGUACUGGCUCCAGGAUAUAUCUGUGCCAAGUUUCUUCAGUGACAUACUCUUUAAAAUGAGCCAAUAAUUUCAUAUUUGGGUGCUCAUAAAUAAUACCUUUAUGUUAAAAAGAAGAUUAUGUAAAACAUUUCCAUCUUUGUAUUGUGUGAAAUGUACACUUCCCCAAAAACGUAUCGCUAGAUUUUCCGUCAUUAAAAUUGGAAACACUAGAUGAAAUGCUUUGAUAUGAUCCCCAGUGCAUCAUCAUCAGUUGGUAUGUCUGCUCACUAUAUCAGCAACAGUUAGAGAUGGGGAAAGGAGUCGUCCUUGUAUUACAUGUGUGAACUAGGACUGAUGAUUACAAUGACACUGAAAUAUAUAUUAAGUGGAAGAGUUUUGGAACAUCAUAACUGAAACAGACUUCAAAAUGAACAUUUCACCAUUACG